Pungitius pungitius (ninespine stickleback) is the source of this 5751-nucleotide messenger RNA. RefSeq names its product guanine nucleotide-binding protein subunit beta-4. Gene Ontology annotation, biological process: G protein-coupled receptor signaling pathway. Gene Ontology annotation, cellular component: heterotrimeric G-protein complex; cytoplasm. Bases 668 to 1705 code for a protein of 345 amino acids. The transcript is spliced from 11 exons. Gene Ontology annotation, molecular function: protein binding; signaling receptor complex adaptor activity. The record is from RefSeq and is a predicted model, not a curated record. Lineage: Eukaryota; Metazoa; Chordata; Actinopteri; Perciformes; Gasterosteidae.
AUUCGGUUCCUUUUUGUUGAGGGGGCUGACGGACCGUACCAUUCCACCACAACGUUGCACAACCCGUUUCGGAAAUAUUUCCACCCAACAAAAAAAACGGAAUUCAAAACUAUUUUUGGCGCACCGACUUCAAUAUAUAUGGUCUUUUAACAAAAAAAGGGGUCAUGGUAUUGUAUGCGGCGUUAUGUCGGUUAGGAGACGCAAAUGAUCGACCUAUCUACCGCCGGCCACCCCUCGGCGCAGGCUGUUGCCAUGUUCCCGCUUUCAUGGGUGUGGUGAUUAGCUUACUUGGUGAAAAUCUAUAGUCUAAUCCGAGCCGAGCCGCGUUCGCCUUUUGCUCCCUUCAGCCGAGGAAGUAAAGUCUUUAAAAUUUAACACGCCUCGCCUUUGCGAUUUCUCUCGCAGCCGGGACCAUGGUUGUCGUGUGAAAACGGAUCGGUGUGACUUGGAUCGGAAGGACAGACACAGACCCCCCCCCCCCACCACCACCACCCCACCCACCCCCCCAAAAAAACCCUCCUUCAGGUGUCAGCUCGGAAAGUGCGUGUGUGUGUGUGUGGGGGUGUGUGUGUUUGUGUGUGUGAGUGUGAGUGAGACGGCGCGUGUGAUUUCCCAGCCCCGUCUGCAUUUGGAGCGGAGUGUGGCCUGAACAAAUCACAGAAGGACAAUGAGCGAGCUGGAACAGUUGCGGCAGGAGGCCGAGCAACUACGAAAUCAAAUCCGGGAUGCCAGGAAAGCCUGUAGUGACUCCACUCUGUCCCAGAUCACAGCUGGUCUGGACUCAGUGGGCCGGAUACAGAUGCGAACCCGGCGCACUCUCAGGGGCCACCUGGCCAAGAUCUAUGCAAUGCACUGGGGGAGUGACUCCAGUGACGGCAGUCCCAGGUUACUUGUUAGUGCCUCGCAAGAUGGAAAGCUAAUCAUCUGGGACAGCUACACGACAAACAAGAUGCAUGCCAUCCCGCUGCGUUCUUCCUGGGUGAUGACGUGCGCAUACGCCCCCUCUGGGAACUAUGUGGCCUGCGGAGGCCUGGACAACAUCUGCUCCAUUUACAGCCUGAAGACCCGAGAGGGCAACGUGCGCGUCACCCGAGAGCUACCCGGACACACAGGUUACUUGUCCUGCUGUCGUUUCUUGGACGACAACCAGAUACUGACCAGCUCCGGAGACACCACCUGUGCAUUGUGGGACAUAGAAACAGGCCAGCAGGCCACCAGCUUUACCGGCCACACGGGGGAUGUGAUGAGUUUGUCUCUCAGCCCGGACUUCAAGACCUUUGUGUCCGGAGCUUGUGACGCCACUUCCAAGCUGUGGGACAUUCGGGAUGGCAUGUGCAGGCAAUCCUUCACGGGCCACGUGUCCGACAUCAACGCCGUCACCUUCUUCCCCAACGGGAACGCCUUUGGCACGGGCUCGGACGACGCCACCUGCAGGCUGUUUGACCUGCGUGCCGACCAGGAGCUGAUGAUGUACAGCCAUGACAACAUCAUCUGUGGCAUCACCUCCGUGUCCUUCUCCAAGAGCGGCCGACUGCUCCUGGCCGGCUACGAUGACUUCAACUGCAACGUCUGGGACACUCUGAAAGGCGAACGUGCAGGUGUGUUGGCCGGCCACGACAACAGAGUGAGCUGCUUAGGGGUGACGGAAGACGGCAUGGCCGUGGCCACCGGCUCCUGGGACAGUUUCCUGCGGAUCUGGAACUAACCAAACGUCUUCCUUGCUCCCCACGACUCCCCCCCUCCAUCCCCUCCAUCCCCUCCCCGCCGACACGCACGCACGCACACAAACGCACACACAAACACACACACACACACACAAAAUUCCCUACUCAACCCCCGAGUUCUCUUCUCAGCUGGGGACCUGCCCACAUGUGAGAAAGUAGCAACUCUUUGACAGAAGUGACAGUUUUCCACCCAGCCAUCCCACAGGAACCUAAAUAAGAGCCUUUCAGAGUUGCUCAAACAAAUUAGAGAUUUAAGGAAAACUAAAAACUAAACAUGAAAACUAAAAAAAAAUAGCGAUUGUCUUCUAGGGGGCGAUAGAGAGCAUAUUGUACCGUGACAAACAACAAAUAGGAUGAGCGUCAGUGUGUAAUAUGUAAAUGUAUAUAUAAAGACAAUAUAUAUAUGUAUAACAUUAUAUGUGUGUAUAUAUGCAUAAUAUAUGCAUAUAUAAUGUAUAUGUGUAUAUUUUUGUAGUUUUGUAGUUUUAUUUCUCACCCUUGAGUAUUUUUUUUUUUAAUUAUCGUUUUAGGGGACCGGGAUUGUUUUAUUUCUAAUGUACAUAUUGACAUUACUUGCCAGAAACACCCAUUUUACCUUGCGAGUACCAGAUUGAGUGCCAUACUAUUUAGACACGGUAACGUAUCAUAAUUUAACCUAAAAGCCUAAAAACUAGCUUAUGACUCGAGCCCUCCUGUCCAGCAAGAGGAUUUGGGAAGUAAACAAAAAUGGGUUUUUUUUUUAAUAUGCAUUGGCCCAGCUAAACUCACUUGUCUCAUCAGUAAGUGUGUAUUAUUGUACAGUCAGCAGGCGUAAUUCAUGCACCCCUGUAUCUACAAAUUCACGUGAAUGACAACACAACCCCGCUGGUAAUCUUCACCACAGUCUUAUUUGGAAGGAAACCACCACACUGCUAUGAUGAUGCUGAUUAGAGAGCACGCCUCAAAACCAACAAGUGGUGUUUUUAGUCCGGAUUCAAGUUUAGCUCCAAUGUAGAAACUGGGGAAUUUUAGGCUAAGGUAGAACAUUUUAUUUAACUGGAGGUGCUGCCGUGGCCUCUUCUCACAUGGAUUGUGGUUUCAAAUCCUCAACAUGCUGAAUUUCAAAACCACAUUCAUUCCAUGCGAGGCGCUGUGUGAUGUGAUGAUGGAUAACCCGGCGGGCCUGAGUAGAGCUUUUGCAGCAUAAUGUCUCGGGUCAGCUGUGGCCUGUAGAAUCUACUUUUUUUUGUAGAGGUGAGCAUCUGACGCUGUACAAUGACACUGGUGCAGAGAGGGGCGGGAGACGCGUCCUCCUCAAUCGGAAGCCGUUUUCUACCUGUGACCCUGCAAUGGUGCCGAGGCUUGUGUGGACAAACCGUAGAGCGGCCUCUCGUCACAGGAGGACAUUUCAAGGACCAUUAAAAGACAGCAGUGACUGUUUCUGAGGACUAAAGAAAAGAUGUUUCGCCAUGUCAUUUUGAUUUUUUUUUUUUUUUUGAAACGAAGGAUCAACGAGUCCUCUUUAUCGUCAGCAAGGUGUGAACGGAGUGACUGCGUGGAACAGAAAUCAUGUUGGCUGCUCCGCAAUCACACCGGUGCCACCACAAGCCUGUAGAAAAAGGGUUUUUAACACUUUUCAUCACCAAAAACAUGUUAUGAAGUGUUGAAUAUUGCUUGUGAAGAAAGUAUACUUGGUAGACUGAACUGUACACUUAGUAGAGAGCUAGACAUGCACUCACAAACUGUAGUACAAAUGUAUACCAUUGAACACGUGUGACUUAUUUACCCAUAGAAGUGCUGUCUCUGAUUUAGGGUAUUUUCUCAUCACACAUCUUCCAUUUUUUUUUGGUUCCUCUAAAAUACUUAAUUAAAAAAGGAAAAAAAGAAAAUAUACAUACUGUAUGUGAGUUGGACCUAUACAUCGGCUGUCUCGGGUGCCUAUCUCUGAAUAUACACGUUUGACCCACAUGGGCUGGAUGAAGGGGGGUGGGGGGGGGUGUUUGUGCUCCUGUGAGACGUGGCACUAUUGUGUCUCCAUUCUGCCUUACGAUACCAUUCAUAAUAGAAGGUAGUACUAGCAUGGACUACAGUCAUGUGCUCCUCUUAAACACUGCUCGAUAAGAGAUUGCUAAUUGUUAUUAUUUUCCCAGUAGAAGCACAUUCUGAUACUAGUGAACACUAAACUGCAUGCUUACAGAACACCGCGCAAACACAUGCAGCUCCAUGCGGCUUCAUCAAGCUUUUUAUACAAUUCUGCUUUCUACUUCCACCGCACACUACCACCGUAGUAUUUAUUUAGGUUCAAUCUGCUCAUCAAUGAAAUCCCUCUAUGGCCUACCGUGAUUCUAGUUACCUUUUUUAUGUUCUUGAAUGUUUUAGCUGCAGCUACUUGGCUUUGCAUUAAAUAAUCCAUUUUGAGAGAAUGUCAAUAAUAGUUAUAGUUUUUAGUGUGAGAAUCUCUGAGGAGUGUAGGAUGUGAUAUGUAUUACAUAUCAGUGUGCGUGCGUGUGUGUGUGGGGGUGGGGGGGGGGAAGAUGUAUGUGGAUAACAUGGAUCUAAUUGUGACUUCCUCUUUUGUGCCAUUUAUCCACGGACUCUGAGCUGUGAACUGAAAACUGUCAAUGUGACAAAAAAAAAAAAAAAGGUUUGCUGACUUAACUCAAAGUGCCAGCUUUUUCCAUAUCUAUCAAUUAAAGUCUCAUCAGUUUGAUUUUAUACCAAGUCUGUUGUCUGACAAAACUUGUGUACUGCAUUUAUUUGAAGAUGGGUGUUUGUGUUAUUAAGUUAACAGUGCUUAUUAGACUAAAGUUGGUCCCUAGAAUCCGAUGUUCACGUGUCCCCAGACAAAGAUGAUGAAAUGUACUUGAGGAAUAGUUGGACACUUUGUUUGCUUUCUGGCAGGAUAUUUGCGCUACUCUUGUGUCUGCCUGUUAAAUAUUAGGCUCCAGCCAGCAGCCCUUAGUUUAACACAAAGAUUGGAUACUGGGUGGGAGACAGUUGGCCUCCGGCUCUGUUUGAAGUUCACUAAUAAACACGUGUUUCUUAUUUGAUAGACAAAGAUAAAGCCAAUUACAGAAACCAUCCCUGAGCAUGGUCUAUUAGCAUCUUUACACAGUUUUUGUACAUAUUAAAUGAGCAACGUGUUAAUUUGGGUGCUCUAGCGAUGCUGCAGAUGUUGACGCUCCUCCAUUUUCAUUCUUUGUAGUAAACUGAGCCUGCGAAAGCCUUUUAAAGUUAUUUAACGGACAGAAAGAAGGUAAUAUAUAUUAGUCCUCUAGAAGCGAAAAUGUAAAACUAUUCAAAUAAAACCUGUUCUUUUAUGACAUUGUGAACUGUGUGGGUGAGAAGGGGAUUGUGUUUACUUCCGAUCACCAGGCAACCGUUUCCUCCUUGGUGUGUGUGUGUGUGUGUGUGUGUUCCAGCAGGAUCAGCAGCUGGAAUAGUUCCACUUCUUUGUGCCUGUGCAGUUCACUCAUUAAUCAAAAAGGUGCUCGACUUUUAUUUUUCUUUUUAUUUGACACUAUGGUGUAUUUACCUGAAGUCCCCCCCCCCCCCCUCCCCGGUGUAUUCUCUUAACUAUACAACUGAUAUAUGGAGCUGUCGAAUCAACUUCUGUGGUCUUACAAAAUGUUGCCAUCUGUUGCAUUCUCAGUACUGCCUCGAGUACUCGGGUCUGUGACUUGUUUCCACCGUCGGCGCGGUGCGUUACACCCGCAGCGCCUCCUUUUAACUUGGAAGAGCAGAUGGGAAAGCGUCGCCGCUGCUGCACGAGUUCAGGCAGCGUUAUGACCAACGAAUGCAUGACUCCCAAUUUAAAAAGAGUUCACAUGACGAAAGGAAAGUUUCUGCAACAGUGACUCCCUUCCACUGGAAUUGAUUGUCACAUGAUCACCGCCACAGCACAGUCACAAAAUAAUGCACUGCCCUUAGACUCUGUUCUGACAUUUUGUUUUGAUUUUAUUUAUUGUUUUUAUGUUUUAAGCCAGUAAAAGACCAGGGACUUGGUGCCAUGAUAAUUCUCUUACAGUGCUAUUGUGUAAAAUUAUAA